Messenger RNA from Chroicocephalus ridibundus (black-headed gull), 3713 nucleotides. It is a transcript of the gene RGMB, whose product is annotated as repulsive guidance molecule BMP co-receptor b. The transcript is spliced from 3 exons. Gene Ontology annotation, molecular function: coreceptor activity. Gene Ontology annotation, biological process: BMP signaling pathway. Lineage: Eukaryota; Metazoa; Chordata; Aves; Charadriiformes; Laridae. Gene Ontology annotation, cellular component: plasma membrane. The record is from RefSeq and is a predicted model, not a curated record. The coding region runs from base 304 to 1605 and encodes 433 amino acids.
GCGGGCGCAGUGCGCUGGGCGACGCGGGGCCUGCGGGCUGCUCAGGGCUGCGGGCGGCCGCCGCCCGCCUUCCCUCACGCCUCAGCUGGCUUACCGGCUCCUUCCCUUUGUGUUCCGCUGCCGCCAUGCCGCGCUGCCCCGCGUCCGCCCCGCUGCCGCCCGGCGGCCUCCGCUCGUCGCCGCGCCGCUGAAGGAGGGGGAGGAAGAAGAGGAGGAAGCAGCGAGGAGGAGGUUGCCCGCGCGCCCGCCGCCUCAUGCCGCCACCCUGUCCCGCCGCCAGCCCGCGGACCUGCAUGGACGGGCAUGGGGAGAGCUGCGCCUUCCCGCGCCCCCGGGGCUGAGCUGCUGCGACGCCGCGGGCCCCCCCGCCCGUCGCUCGCCGCCCUCGGCCUACUCGCCGGCCUGGGGUUGCUGCUGGGCUCAGGUGACUGCCAGCUGCAAACAUCUUGUCGAAUCCAGAAAUGCACCACCGAUUUUGUGUCCUUAACUUCAUAUCUAAACUCGGCUCUCGAGAGCUUUGAUUUGGAGUUCUGCAAGGCCCUGCGAGCGUACUCUGCCUGUACCUAUCGCAAUUCCAAAGUAUGCCGUGGAAACCUAGACUACCAUUCUGCAGUGCUUGGGAUCAGCGACCUCAUGAGCCAGAGAAACUGUUCCAAAGAUGGACCCACAUCCUCCACCAACCCUGAAUUGACCCACGAUCCCUGCAAUUACAGUGGCCACACAGAAGCCAGGAAACAUCAGGGAGUGGAGAAGACUCCUCCUCCUACUUACCUAUUUUGUGGCUUGUUUGGUGAUCCUCAUCUGAGGACUUUUAAGGAUCACUUCCAGACGUGCAAAGUGGAAGGCGCUUGGCCCCUCAUAGACAAUAACUACUUAUCAGUGCAAGUGACCAAUGUGCCCGUGGUUCCAGGAUCCAGCGCUACUGCUACAAAUAAGAUAACUAUUAUCUUUAAGUCAUACCAAGACUGUACAGAUCAAAAAGUAUAUCAAGCAGUGACAGAUGACUUGCCUGCAGCUUUUGUUGAUGGUACAACAAGUGGAGGUGAUGGGAACACCAAGAGCUUGCGAAUUGUGGAGAAAGUCAGUGGCAAAUACGUUGAAAUGCAUGCCAGGUACAUCGGGACCACAGUGUAUGUACGCCAGCUUGGGCACUACUUAACAUUGGCCAUUCGCAUGCCUCAAGAGUUGGUCAUGGCCUAUGAGGAGAGCCAGGAUCUGCAGCUGUGUGUGAAUGGUUGCCCUUCAAGUGAACGUAUUGAUGAUAGUGGCCACUUACCAUUGCCUGUGAUGGGGCAGUUGCUCCCUCAAAGUGGUGCUGCUCAUCCCCGGUCAGUGUACACACUGGAAACUGCCACCACCAAAUGCCAUGAGAAGAUGCUGGUGAAGGACAUCUAUUUUUACUCAUGUGUAUUUGACCUACUCACCACUGGUGACGCUAACUUCACGGCUGCUGCUCACAGUGCCUUGCAGGAUGUGGAGGCACUGCACCCCAGAAAAGAACACUGGCAUAUCUUUCCCAGCAGUGGAGGUGGUGGUGUGGGCAAGGAUAGCGAAUUCUCUGUUGGUCUUGGACUUGUGUGUUUGAUCCUUGUUGUGUUUUUGUAGAGUUUUUUUGUCUAUAACAAAGUUUUGAAAUAUAUAUUGUCAUAAUAUAUUGAGUAAAGAUGAGUAUAUGUGUAUAUACCAUGUAUAUGAAGGGAUGUUUUGUCUUGGGACACCAACCAGGCUGUACAUAUUGUGUUAACUGUUUUCAUGUAUGCGUGAUGUAGUAUUCUUUGUAUCUAUUUGUUUUGCAGUUGGUGAAAUGUUUUAUAAUGUCCCUGCAUUGGGACCUGAUAGAAAGCACUUUAUUUUUUAUAUAUUAAAUAUUUAUGUGUGUAUUUGAGUAAUGAUGUAUUAUAUAUAUAUAAACAUGUGCAUACAAUACUCAGUGUUCCCUCUAAGUAGUGCUUGGUUUAACACAUUUUUUUUAACUGCAUUAAUUUGUGAGUUUUUUUCUAUCAUUUCUCUUACUCUAGAGACAGCAUGUCUCUUGUCCUGUAAUGACAUUGGUGAUUUGCUGGCUUCACUAGUUAAAAUCAUUACUAAUGGAAUUGUAUUCUGUCCCUCAAGUAAAUGGCCAUCCCUUCUUUGGAGGGAGAAAGUAAAGUGCUUCUUCCCAUUAGCUCAGAUGACCAUAACAGGAACUACAGAACCUUCUUCGCAAUUCUGACAUUUCCUAGUUUCAAAAGGAGAAAAGGGAGUGCAUUGGAGACUUAACGUAGCUUUAUGGAACCAGUGGAGAGAUCACUUUAAAAGAUAUUAAUGGUCUAGUUGUGUAGGCAUGCAACAUAACUAUUGCAGCUGCCUCUAACGUCAUGGGUUAAGUCACUCUCCAGGAAUGGAGAAAUCACAAGCCUGAAUUCUGUCCCUUGCUUAGGUGCUAAUUCUAUCUAUACAUUGAGAAGGAGGAGGGGAGGAAGGCCACAGGCUCUGACUACUUUUACUGAGGAGCUAGGAGAAGAAUGAUUUGGUGGCCUGAAGAUUGGUUUUACUAGUGCCUUAAUCUGCUGCAAGAAAUGGAAGUUUUAAUACACGCUACUAUAAACUCAGCUCCAAGGUGGGCAUAUUUCUCUCGUAAAACGGUUCAUCUGAGACUGGACAGGUAUGUUAGAAGUACUAUCUGAAUAAGACUGAAAUAACACUGAGCUAGUGUUUACCUUGAUGGAGGGAGACGGAGAUUAUUCAUGGACUGAAAGCUCCUAGUUUUCAUGAAGACUCUUUUGGCUUGGUUAGGGACUGUUGACUGGUAAGGACAGCAUUAGUCUUCUCAAAGAAACUAGUUAAUUCCUUGUAUGGAUGGGUAACUGCAUACAAGUGUUAUUCUGGGAAUACUUGAGAUGAAAGUCAUCAGAACUGAGUUAAGGCUGAAGGUAAAACUUUAUUUUAGACUAGACUAUUGGCAGCUCGUUCUGUCUGUGCUCUCUGAUGGUGCUGUUUUGGACGAGUCAGACUUGGGGAUUUAUGGUGUGUCUGAUUAUGUGACUCCUGCGGUUUCACCUGGUAGUGACAGGCUUCUCCCUGUUUCAUGUGGCUGUACUUCCUCAUCAAUGCUCUGAACUUAAAGUUCUCUUAGGUGACAGCUGAUGGAUGAACCUAGUGUUGCUUGCAGUGGUGCACGUACUUAUUGGGCAGGUACCACCUACUAGUAAGUUUCAUCUGUCCUGGAUCCUAUUUGUAUAUACAUAUAUAUGUGAUCUAUAUGUCUACUAGCAUUGAGUUGUGAGCCUCUUGGAUAAAUAGUAUUUCAGAGUAUUAUUCCUAAAGAAUAUUAUUCCUAAAGAAUACCUAAAGAGUUUUGCAUUUUCUUGUUCCUGCUGUGAGAUUUCUUGAGAAAAUGUUAUUUGCACAUGUUCAUUCUUGAAGUCUGCCAUCACCAAGAGAGCUUUAGUUAAUGCCAAACAUGUGGAUAUUUUGAAGCUAGUGAAUAGUCUCUGGAGACAACUUAAGCUUAGAGGGAAUGCUUUUUUCACAGGCCCUCUAAAUGGCUGUCUUUUAGAAGGCUACAGAUAUUUAUUUUUUUUCAUGCUUGGAAACCCCACAAUGUGUCAGUCUUUGCAAAACCUUUUAGAUGCGGUUCAUGAAUAUACCAGUAAGUAUAUGUUCGUGUAAAAGAGAGGCUGUGCAGUGUGUAAAAUAAAUCAUGAUAAAAGAAUAAAGUUGCCUACCCUGCU